Gambusia affinis (western mosquitofish) is the source of this 1130-nucleotide messenger RNA. Its product is annotated as guanine nucleotide-binding protein subunit beta-5-like. Gene Ontology annotation, biological process: G protein-coupled dopamine receptor signaling pathway; G protein-coupled receptor signaling pathway. NCBI's taxonomy places the organism in Eukaryota, Metazoa, Chordata, Actinopteri, Cyprinodontiformes, Poeciliidae. The record is from RefSeq and is a predicted model, not a curated record. Gene Ontology annotation, molecular function: signaling receptor complex adaptor activity; protein binding. The transcript has 10 exons. Bases 111 to 1130 code for a protein of 339 amino acids. Gene Ontology annotation, cellular component: cytoplasm; heterotrimeric G-protein complex.
UCUCCUGAAGGAGCAUCUUCUGCCGCUGACGUCAUGACAGCAGCAUCAGCUGUUAGCUCCGCCGCUGUAAGCCUCUCCACUGGCCGUCGCUCCCCGCACAAAGGAAAUAUAUGAGAUCCCCUCUAAUCCCUGAAAUGGCGACACAGGAGGUUCAGCAGAACGAGACUCUGGCCCACCUGAAAACCGAGUCGGAGACGCUGAAGACCAAGCUGGAGGAGGAGAGGGCGAAGCUGCACGACGUCGAGCUUCACCAGGUGGCAGAGAAAGUGGAAGCCCUGGGUCAGUUUGUCAUGAAAACCCGCAGGACUCUGAAGGGACAUGGCAACAAAGUCCUGUGCAUGGACUGGUGCAAGGACAAGAGGAGAAUCGUCAGUUCCUCACAGGAUGGAAAAGUGAUUGUAUGGGAUGCUUUCACCACUAACAAGGAGCACGCUGUUACAAUGCCUUGCACCUGGGUGAUGGCCUGCGCCUACGCUCCAUCUGGCUGCGCUGUAGCUUGUGGGGGCCUGGAUAAUAAAUGCUCUGUGUAUCCUCUGUCCCUGGACAAGAAUGAGAACUUGGCAGCGAAGAAGAAGUCGGUGGCGAUGCACACGAAUUACCUGUCUGCUUGUAGCUUCACCAACUCAGACAUGCAGAUCCUGACGUCCAGCGGGGACGGGACAUGUGCAUUAUGGGAUGUGGAAAGCGGGCAGCUGCUGCAGAGUUUCCAUGGCCACGCUGCAGACGUGCUCUGUCUGGACCUGGCCCCAUCUGAGACUGGAAACACGUUUGUUUCAGGGGGCUGUGAUAAGAAGGCUAAUGUGUGGGACAUGCGUUCAGGACAGUGCAUUCAGUCAUUUGAAACUCAUGAAUCUGACAUAAAUAGCGUGCGAUACUAUCCGAGUGGGGAUGCUUUUGCAUCUGGUUCAGAUGAUGCCACAUGCCGCCUGUACGACUUGAGGGCCGACAGAGAAGUUGCCAUUUAUUCCAAGGAGAGCAUCAUCUUUGGGCUCUCCAGUGUUGAUUUCUCACUCAGUGGUAUAAAUUUCUUGCUCCGGAUUCUGAUGUCAUUUGGGCCUAAACACGCUCCAGUGGAAACUACUGAAGGCACACAGACGUUUCUGUUUGCUAGCGUACAAUCAGCGAGCUAG